Messenger RNA from Nicrophorus vespilloides, 2186 nucleotides. RefSeq names its product serine-aspartate repeat-containing protein C-like. The record is from RefSeq and is a predicted model, not a curated record. NCBI's taxonomy places the organism in Eukaryota, Metazoa, Arthropoda, Insecta, Coleoptera, Silphidae. The coding region runs from base 770 to 1849 and encodes 359 amino acids. The transcript is spliced from 2 exons.
UGAGUGAGAUAGAGCUAGUUGUUGUGAAGCUGUUGAUAAUAAAGAUAUUCAAUGGUAAUCGAUUAUAUUUGGCGUAGCUACGCGACCGGCUUUUCCAUCGGUGCAGUGUCGUUAGUGGAUGGACAUAUUGGUGGAUACAUCUCGCUACAAGGGUGAAGCGUAGGGCGUAGGGACACUUAGUACGGCAGGAAAACCAGAAUCGGUUACUUCAAAAUUUGAAUUUGCCACAUUUUGUUCGCGUGUGGAAACAACUAUAGAGUACAAGAGUGUGUCGUCCGCGCGCCAUUUCAGGUGAUGCUGUUGCAUAUUGAAGACGCGCUCCGUUCCUCGAAUCAGUAAAGGUUGAUUUUAGUCUAUACUUUCAGUAGUAUAUUUGUGUUGUUAUUUAUUUGUUUGUGUGUUGUGUUAUUUGUUAAAAUAGUGAGCUUUCCAUCCUUUAGUGACUCGAAACUUCCCAUCGUGCACUAUUGGCUAGUAUAGAGGUGGGGGAGAGCAGCGUUAUAAAAAAGCAACGGUUCGCGCAACUGGCGUCAUUCGCUUGUUGUGCAAGCUUAAGAACGUGCCAUUGUGCAGUGCAAACCGUUGGACAUUAGAGCGACUGUUUGUUGUGAGUUUGAGAUUUUGCUUGACUAGCUAUGAGCGACAGCCCUACUAAGAGCGAAGAAGAAAUCACCAGAUUGCUCCAUUCAACAGAUUAGCUAUACAGAGUCUACUUGAAGACGCUAGGAAGUUCCAAAGGCAGAGGAGCAUUGACCAUAAGGCAACUCGGAUGAAGCCAAACUUACAAAUGAACAAAAAUUUUUUAAAGCGUCUAUUGCAGAAUCACGAGUAUUCGAACGGAAGAAGGAUGGCCCAGAGAGAUAGUUCUAUCCGUGGAUCCAAAGUAGAGGAGAGUGAGGCUAUGGACAAUGUUACAGCGAAGCAACCUUCCAGACAUCCGGAGCCACAAUCUGUUGAGAAGGGAGAUGAGCCGAAAGGCUCAACUGGCAAUGGUGCUACUGUUGAACAGGAGGCAUCAAAAGCGAGUUGCAAGGAAACUGCAACUACUUAUUCAGUUGACGACAAAGACGAUAUACUAAUCUCAUUAGAGAAAGCUAUCAAAGGUGAACCUGAAGAAGACGAUUAUGAUGAGCAGGUUGAUCUACAAUUGAGCGUUGAAGAUGAUGCUGAGGAGUCAGUAGAGAAGUCAUCUCCAACAAGAGAGGUUGACAACAUGCAUCACGAUGAGACCACCCAAGACAUUUCUACCCAGGUGAAGAAAUUCUAUAACGAAAGAACUGGGGAUGAUAAAAUCAUAGACCUAAGUGAAGAGGAUAAGGCAGCCAGUAGUGCUGAUACAGAUGAACAGAAGGAUGGAUUAUGUAAUCCUACAGAAGCCAAAAAAGAUGAGGAAGAUACAGGUGAUCUGCAACCAUCUUCAAUUAUUAUUCCAGAGGAGACUCGAAACACUGAAGCACUUUCUACCUUGGUAAAAAAUUUCUACAAUGACAGUACUGGGGAUGAUAAAAUCAUAGACCUAAGUGAAGACGAUAAGGCAACCAGUAGUGCUGAUACAGAAGAAAAGAAGGAUGGAUUUUUUAAUCCUACAGAAGCCAAAAAAGAUGAGGAAGAUACAGGUGUUGCCAUCCAACCAUCCUCAAUUGUUGUUCCGGAGAGGACUCGAAGCACUGAAUACAGCUUAAAAGAUAAGUCCUCUAAAAGGAAAAUCGACGAAGACGACGAUAAUGAUGAUGACGACGACGAUGAUGAUGACAAUCUUGUCAUCGAAAUAUCCGAUAGCGACAGUGACAGUGAGACUUACAAUGUCACUGACAUUAAACGUGCUCGUACGUCACCCUCAGAAAAUUAGAUUUAUUUAUAUGUACGUUAUUUUUUUUUUAUUUUAUUUAUAUUUAUGUAUGAUAAUUCAGUUUGGUGUAGAAAAAUAUAUCACUGAAUAAGUAUUUCAUAUAAGGCCUAAAUGUUAUAAGAAUACACUAUUACAUUGGAAAUGUUAUUUGAGUUUACGAAAAGUAAACAAAUCCCAAUGUGUAGACUAAAUGUUGUGUGAAUGUUCCCCCUUUAAUGUAUUUUAUUUUUGUUUAAAUAAUUUUUUUUUUCCAAAAAUAUAAGACUGAGGGGAGAGUAAUACAAGUCGAAAGGCCAUUCUAUAUUUUUUACGUGUUAUUGUUUAUAUUUCUAUUAUU